UGUGUGUGUAUAUAUUUAGGCAAACAAUUGCAGAGGUUCUACUAUGUGAAUAUAUAUGUAAAUCUUCAAAUAUGUAAAUGAAGAGUUCCUCCCCUUUGAUGGGAUUGGUCUCAUCUUUAUCAGAGUAUAAAUGUUAGAAGUUAGAACAAGGCUCGGCAUUGAACUCAAGAAGAAACAAAAGGUUGAUGAAAAUGGAUUUAGGUGGCUGUUUCUUAAAAGCUUUUGUUCUACUUUUACUAAUCAAGGCUACCUAAUCACAAUGCUUCAAAUUUGUUUAGAAGAACAGACUAACAAAACAUAUAAAAUGUAACUUUAUGAUAGGAAAUUUCAAGUUUCUAAAGAUAAAUUAUCACCAAGAAAAAUACCUCUUUUCCUCGAGAAGAAGCCACACCAUGUGAACUGCAUGGAUCCAAAUAAAAAACUUGCAAUACAAAUUUCCCAAAAAUCUGCCUUAAUACAAUGUAACUUUGUCUUCUUGCCGCCUUCGUUGACUUCCUAUGCUUCUUCCAAAUCUGAAAAGUCUCUGCCUGACUGCCUUAUUACUUCCACAUCAGACCAUGUCAGUGCCAUGUCACACUUAUUUAUAGUUUUUAACACUAUUAUUAAUGGCAGGAACUAAACUCAAAAAUUAAAAACUAUGCCAAAUUGGGUUUCAUGUGGUACAGCAGCCUUGAACUGGAAGAAGCAAAAACAGUGGAAAAUAUUCAACCUUUUUCAAUGGGAAAGGCCGGGAGAAGCGCACUUUGAGAUUGAAACCCCCCCAAAAAAAAACUCCCAAAACUCAUUUUCACUUUGCUUCAGUGCGUGCCCAACUCCCCCACUUUCCCUCAAACUUUUCUUCCGAAAACAAUUUCCAUGGAUUUCAAUUCCAAAAAUACACUCCAUCUUCUUCAUUUCCCAUCUGUCCAUCUCAUUCUCCCUUCCCAACCAUGGCUUUCAACUCCAAGUUCCAAAAGAAACCCAAUGUUUCCCCUUCCCACUGCAAUCUCUGCACCACCCUUUUCUUCGUCGUUCUCUUCACAGUUCCCACUCUGUUUCUCCUCCACACUUCCACCAUCUCUGUCUGCUCUCUCUCUGCCUCCACUGCCCGCCUGAACUCGUGGUUUGGAGAUCUUCGUGAUGCUCAAUUUGCUUGGAAUCGCCUAGCUUUUGCUUUAGAUAGUCCCCCACCUGUUGUUCUGAAAAUUGCAGUAUUCUCUAGGAAAUGGCCGAUUGGAACAACCCCAGGUGGGAUGGAGCGCCAUGCUCAUACGCUUCACACGGCUCUGGCUCGCCGUGGCCAUCGCGUUCAUGUUUUCACCUCACCAGCGCCCAACUAUGGCAUAGUCCAGAACCUCUCUUCUGUAACUUCAGCGCCGUACAUCCAUUUCCACGAAGGCGAACCAGGCCGAUGGCGGUACAACAAAGCGUGGGAGCAAUACGAAGAAGAAAACCACCGAGAACCGUUCGACGUUGUUCACUCAGAGAGCGUCGCACUUCCUCACUGGUUAGCCAAACAGCUCUCGAAUCUCGCAGUUUCUUGGCAUGGGAUUGCUCUAGAGAGCUUGCAAUCGGACAUAUUCCAGGACCUGGCUCGCCGGCCGAACGAGCCGAUAUCGCCAGCAUUCAACAAGAACAUUCAAGGCGACGUCCCGAAGGUACUGAAUGAGAUCCGAUUCUUCAAAGAUUACGCUCACCAUGUCGCCAUCAGCGACAGUUGCGGAGAGAUGCUCCGAGAUAUGUACCAAAUUCCAAGCAGAAGAGUCCAUGUGAUCGUCAACGGCGUCGAUGAGGACGAUUUCGGCGAGGAUUUCAAAUUAGGACAAGAAUUUAGGGCCAGAAUCGGGGUACCUAGAAACGCAAGUCUAGUCCUCGGCGUAGCCGGAAGAUUGGUGAAAGACAAAGGCCAUCCGCUACUCCACGAAGCUUUCUCCAUCAUAACAGAGCAACAUCCAAACGUCUACCUGGUGGUCGCCGGAGCAGGACCGUGGGAAAACCGGUACAGAGAUCUAGGUCCUCGAGUUCUGGUUUUAGGAUCGAUGAGUCCGUCGGAACUUAGGGCUUUCUACAAUGGGAUCGACAUCUUCGUGAAUCCGACGCUCCGGCCACAGGGUCUGGAUCUAACUCUGAUGGAGGCUAUGGCGAGCGGGAAGCCGGUAAUGGCAUCGAGGUUUCCGAGCAUAAAGGGCACGAUUGUUGUGGAUGAUGAGUACGGGUUCAUGUUCGCUCCGAACGUGGAGUCGUUGGUAGAGACGCUGGAAGCGGUGGCUAAAGAAGGUUCAGAUCGGCUGAGGCGGCGGGGGAAGGCUUGCCGACGAUAUGCGGCGUCCAUGUUCACUGCCCGGAAGAUGGCUCUUGCUUACGAGAGGUUAUUUCUCUGCAUCAGAGAUGAAGCGUAUUGUAAUUAUCCUUAAUUUUUAUUUUUAUUUUUCCAAAUUUCUAUGUUGUGAUCAAACAUUUCAUUUGUGAGAGAGCUUCUUGAUACGAUUGAUAUCCUGAAGAGAAAAA
This is a messenger RNA of Benincasa hispida (wax gourd), 2487 nucleotides long. Its product is annotated as UDP-Glycosyltransferase superfamily protein. Lineage: Eukaryota; Viridiplantae; Streptophyta; Magnoliopsida; Cucurbitales; Cucurbitaceae. Gene Ontology annotation, molecular function: glycosyltransferase activity. The record is from RefSeq and is a predicted model, not a curated record.